Molecule: messenger RNA, 1167 nt
Organism: Aspergillus niger
Lineage: Eukaryota; Fungi; Ascomycota; Eurotiomycetes; Eurotiales; Aspergillaceae
Exons: 2
Coding region: 1-1167 (388 amino acids)
Source: RefSeq, a predicted model, not a curated record
AUGGCUCGGCACCAGAUCCAACAACUCGAACAAGACCUGGAUGGUCAAGCCGAGCCCUCGCCUACGAUGGCCGGUGGUGCCCGGACGAUAUUGGCGCUGGCGCAAAGAUAUCCCAUUUGCAUUCGGAUACCCUCGACCCUCGCUCCGGUGAUGCGUUUCUUACCAGACAGGAUUAAACGGUUACUUAAUCUCCUUGACCGCGCAGACUUGGCGAGAGUCUUCGUGGCCCUGGUUAGAUACCGGUUAUCUAAGGCUGGCGGAGAAGUGGCUUUGACCACCUGGGGAACUAUGAAGCAGCCUGCGAAGGCUGAGGAGUCGGGCGAAUUAGUUGACAUAGAACAGACCAGUCUGCCAGAAUUGUCAACCAGCCUCCGUCCUCCACUCGUGCUGGAUCAGGUCCGAACGGUGUUACCGUACUUAUCCCCCCCGCAGCUCGAGUGCGCGCAGCUAUGGAUCGACGAAGCUCGGAUCCUUCAAGAUUUUUCAUUCACGCUAGUCACGUUGGUUGAACGGAUGUGGGGUUUGACCGACGAAGAGAUGGUCUUUGCGCGACUCCGGAUUUAUGGGCCGUUUACGAUGGACUGGAUACAGCGUGCCAUCCCGGACCUCCGUCCGGCACAGAUGGUGAUGGCCCAAUGGAUUGUGGAACACAACCAAAUGAUGAUGGAGUGCCCCAAGCCGGUUGUCUCUGGAUCGCACUGCAUGCUGCAACGGCUUAUCACGCCAGAUAUCAUCGCAAGGCUCUUAGAUCUCUCCGCCUCGCAGCAGAGGCGCGUCAGUCGACGGCUUCAGUCUAUGGAAAACGUUUGGGACCCGACUGGGCGAUAUCCUUACUCUACAGCCGACCGACUGUGGAGUGCGGCGAUGCGGAUGGAGCGACGAUGGUGGCGGUCCCUCUGGCCGGGGCGAUCGCACGAAAGGCCAGUCACUCUCAGCCAGGUCAUGGGCAUUUUCCCCCUUCUCGAACCGGAUGCCGUGGACCAGGUCGCGCAGUUUCUCAAGCGGCGGGCAUGGCGUGUAGGAAGGACGUCUGCUACAUUGGAGGACGUAAUGUUGUUUCUAAAGCGAGAAAAGCGCGUCUCAGAUGCGGACAUACAUUAUGCGCGCAGGCGCUUGGGGCUGACGCAGGAACACACUAAAGAUUGCACGCCCAUUGGCGGGAAGUGA